CUCCUUCCUUCCAUUCCCCUGUCUACCUCUGGCAGCUCUCACUCCUUCCAACUCUCCCUCGAUCACUGCGUCAAAGUACCUCAGAAGCUCCGGCGUCGAAGAUUUUCGCAUUUCGGUCGGUGUUAGUCUGUAAUGACGGUGUUCUCCGGCAAGCAGGUGGUCCCGGUGGACUACGGCGCCGAGGUGUCGCAGCGGCUCCUCGAAGCCUGCCUCGCCGGCGAUCUCAGAUCCGCGCUCGACUGCAUUCCCGAUCCCUCCCUCGACGUCAACUUCGUCGGAGCCGUCUGCUUGAAGUGCCGCCGCAGCGAGGUCGUCCUCCGCGACGAGUCCCCCGGCGAGGUCAGAGUCGAGUACGAGGAGUUCAGGACCGACGUCACCGCUCUCUUCCUCGCCGUCCACUCCGGCAACGUCGCUCUCGUCAGGAACCUUCUGAGCGUGGGAGCUGACGUGAACCAGAAGCUCUUCAGGGGGUUUGCGACAACAGCAGCAGUAAGAGAGGGCCACCUUCAGAUUCUAGAGAUCUUGCUCAAAGCUGGCGCGUCUCAGCCGGCUUGUGAAGAGGCACUCCUGGAAGCUAGCUGUCACCAAGGGCGGGCGAGGUUGGCCGAAGCAUUGAUGGGGUCUGAUCUCAUUCGGCCCCAUGUUGCUGUGCAUGCCCUUGUCACCGCUUCCUGCCGUGGGUUCGUCGAUGUUGUCGAUACCCUGAUGAAGGUCAUGAUCUGUCUUUUGCAGUGUGGUGUGGACUUCAACGCCACCGACAGGUUGCUAUUGUUGUCGUCUAAGCCUUCUCUCCACACCAAUGUUGACUGCUCUGCGCUCGUUGCUGCUGUUGUUUCUAGGCAGGUUGAUGUAGUUCGCUUGCUGCUAAAGGCUGGCGCGAAAACUGAUGUGAAAGUGAGGCUAGGAGCAUGGUCAUGGGACACAACCACCGGCGAGGAGUUCCGGGUCGGCGCUGGACUGGCCGACCCUUACGGCAUCGCAUGGUGCGCCGUCGAGUACUUCGAAGCCACCGGAACCAUCUUGAGAAUCCUCCUCCAACAACACUUCUCACCAAAUACCACCCACCACGGUAGAACCUUGCUCCACCACGCCAUCCUCUGCUGCAACCCAGCCGCUGUCAACGUGCUCUUAACCUCUGGCGCCGAUGCAGAGUCCCCUGUUCAUACUUCGAAACAAGCCUUCAGACCAAUCCACAUGGCCGCCCGCUCAGGCUCGCCACAAAUCCUCAAGCUCCUGAUCAACUCCGGCUGCCAUCUCAACUCCACCACGGACUCCGGCGACACCGCUUUGAUGAUCAGCGCAAGGUACAAACACGGUGAGUGUCUCAAAGUACUCGCCAUGGCCGGUGCAGAUUUCGGCCUACUCAACAACGCAGGCCAAUCUGCACUCUCACUGGGUACAGCAAACCGCUGGUCGCUCGGUUUCCAGCAAGCAGUACACGAAGCAAUUAGAGCACGAAAUGGUGAAAAGGUCAUUGUUUCGAGCAGUCUGUCCGUCUUCAACCCUCUCUUCUUCGUAGCUCAAUCCAGCGACGCUGAGGCAUUGCAGGUUCUGAUCAAGUCAGGGGAGAUCAGCCUUAACUACCAAGAUGAGGUCAACGGCUACUCUGCAGUAAUGUGCGCAGCUCUACACGGCCGUGUAGAGUCCUUCAGGGUGCUGGUCUACGCGGGGGCCGAUGUCAAGCUACAGAACAAAGCCGGCGAGACAGCCAUCUCAAUCUCCGAGCUGAACUCAAACCGCGACUCAUUUGAGAAGGUGAUGCUCGAGUUUGCACUCGAGCAAGGCAACAGAAACUCCUCCUCCGGAGGGUUUUACGCACUGCAUUGUGCUGCUCGUCGUGGGGACACUACUGCAGCAGAGCUUCUGACGUGUAGAGGCUACGAUGUCAACGUUCCAGACGGAGAUGGGUACACUCCGCUGAUGCUGGCAGCGAAAGGUGGCUUCAAGUCCAUGUGCGAGUUGUUGAUAUCUCAUGGUGCUGACUGCGAGUUCAGGAACGCCAGAGGUGAGUCUGCAGUUUCUCUGGCCAAGAACAAGGAAGUGAGGAACGUGGUACUCGACGAGCUUGCACGCAAGCUCGUUGUUCGAGGGUGUCGUGUGAUGAAGCAUACAAAGGGAGGUAGAGGGGUGGCUCAUGAGAAGGAGAUCAGGAUGGUGGUGGCGACAGGAGUUUUGACGUGGGGGAAGAGUGGCCGGAGAAAUGUGGUCUGCUUGGAUGCAGAGGUUGGAGCCAGUAAAGGGUUUUGGAGGAACAGAAAGAGCAGAGGAGAUGGCGAGGUGUCGCCCGGGUUGUUUCGGGUGAUUACCACGAAGAAGAAAGAGGUUCAUUUUGUAUGUGAUGGUGGCGAUAAGAUGGCCGAGCUUUGGGUUAGAGGGAUAAAGCUGGUUACUAGAGAGGCUAUCUGCGGUUGAAAGAUGGGGGGGAAGUAGUAUACAUAUUACAUAGAGAAGAGAGAUGAUGAGGGGGUUUGGUUUAGAGAGGAGUUUACUUCUUCUUGAAGUAAGCUGUGGAGAGUUAUUGAUUUUGUAAAGUUCUCUUUUAAUCCACCUGUAGUUAAAAGUGGCUAUUUUCAAUCCGAGAAGUUUAGUAGAACAAAAUGUAAUAACCAUAGUUGGUGAAUCAAAGGAUUAUAACGAACUAGUUAAUGAAGAUGAUAACCAGAUAUUGUAGAACAAAAUGUGAUAUGGAAGGAAGGAAGAAAAAAGCGAAA
Molecule: messenger RNA, 2711 nt
Organism: Linum tenue
Lineage: Eukaryota; Viridiplantae; Streptophyta; Magnoliopsida; Malpighiales; Linaceae
Source: the annotation of a GenBank genome assembly